This is a messenger RNA of Somion occarium, 780 nucleotides long. Lineage: Eukaryota; Fungi; Basidiomycota; Agaricomycetes; Polyporales; Cerrenaceae. The record is from the annotation of a GenBank genome assembly.
UUUCCAACCGCCGUAUUUGGCUCAAUAUUUCCUUUGAGCUCAAAGAUGUCUCAAGACGACGAUGAGCAUCUCAAAUUUCUUCGUAUAGCCCUCGAAGAGGCAAAGAGAUGUGUUCCUAUCCCAACUGCUUUCUGUGUUGGCUGCGUCUUGACUGCCCGUUACCCAGCCGAUUCCUCACCAGUCGUGUUAGCCACGGGGUAUUCCAGAGAACUUCCAGGAAACACUCAUGCUGAAGCGAAUGCGCUGUCAAAGGCUCGCUCACUAUCCACGGAGGAGCUUUGUAAACUUCUUCCAGCACCACCUGACACGCUUAAUGUCGAGGAUUUACUCUCGUCGGCAGACAUGUACACCACUAUGGAGCCUUGCUCAGUUAGAACAUCCGGAUUGGCUCCAUGCGCAGACGCAACCAUUGCAGCACGCAUACGCAGAUGUUUCAUAGGUGUGGGGGAGCCAGAUGAUUUUGUGAAGUGUGAAGGAGCACAGAAGCUACGUGCCGCAGGUGUCGAGGUGAUAUGGAUCAAUGGUUUGGAACAGGAAUGUCUGGAGGUAGCGAGGCGGGGUCAUUGAUACACAAGGAAUACAUAUAUUCGUUUGCGAGGAAUAUGAAUACAACAAUCACUAAGAUAUACAAAAUGACGACGAAAUUCUCUCCCAUGAUUCACGCCAGGGCAUCCCGCACAAGUUUGGCCCAUUCAGCCACGAUCUUCUCUGCUUGGCUUGUACCUAUUACGUUUUCCCAGGUUUCCAAAGACAUCAAGAUCGCACCAGACGGCAUUGCUA